Molecule: messenger RNA, 4238 nt
Organism: Sarcophilus harrisii (Tasmanian devil)
Lineage: Eukaryota; Metazoa; Chordata; Mammalia; Dasyuromorphia; Dasyuridae
Gene: EPHA7
Product: EPH receptor A7
Exons: 17
Coding region: 204-3299 (1031 amino acids)
Biological process (GO): axon guidance; cell surface receptor protein tyrosine kinase signaling pathway; protein phosphorylation
Cellular component (GO): plasma membrane; neuron projection
Molecular function (GO): transmembrane-ephrin receptor activity; protein binding; ATP binding
Source: RefSeq, a predicted model, not a curated record
CUCUUUUCCCCUAAUUGAUAUUAUUGGAGUGUGGAGCGAGCGGCCGGUCUGCAGUCGGAGACUUGCAGACAGCAAAUACGGUGCGAACGAAUUGGAGGGGGGAAAAGGAAAAAAAGAAAAGAAAAAAAAAAAGGAAAAGGAAAGAAAAAAUCCAACAAAAAUCCAAUUCGGAGGAACGGGCCUGGGACUGCGAAGGAGAAUUGAUGCUAAAAGCGAACCCAAACCCACUUCCGAACCAACAACAUUUAAAGCAGAUCCCCUUUGAGAUAAUUAAGCUAAACCCUCAAACCUGCUCAUGCACCAUGGUUUUUCAAACUCGGUACCCUUCCUGGAUUAUUUUAUGCUACAUCUGGCUGCUCCGCUUUGCACACACGGGGGAAGCACAGGCUGCGAAAGAAGUACUUCUGCUGGACUCUAAAGCACAACAGACAGAAUUGGAGUGGAUUUCCUUUCCUCCUAAUGGGUGGGAAGAAAUCAGUGGAUUGGAUGAAAACUACACACCUAUACGAACAUACCAGGUAUGCCAGGUUAUGGAACCUAACCAAAACAACUGGCUCCGGACUAACUGGAUUGCAAAAGGCAAUGCACAAAGAAUUUUUGUAGAACUGAAAUUCACCCUGAGGGAUUGUAACAGUCUUCCUGGAGUGCUGGGAACAUGCAAAGAAACCUUUAAUUUGUACUAUUAUGAAACAGACUACGACACUGGCAGGAAUAUAAGGGAAAACUUAUAUGUAAAAAUAGACACUAUUGCUGCAGAUGAAAGUUUUACCCAGGGUGACCUUGGGGAGAGAAAAAUGAAACUUAACACAGAGGUGAGAGAGAUUGGACCUUUGUCCAGAAAGGGAUUCUAUUUGGCCUUUCAGGAUGUUGGGGCUUGCAUUGCUUUGGUUUCUGUCAAGGUGUACUACAAGAAAUGCUGGUCCAUUAUUGAGAACUUAGCUAUCUUUCCAGAUACAGUGACUGGUUCAGAGUUUUCCUCCCUAGUGGAGGUCCGAGGGACAUGUGUUAGCAGUGCAGAAGAGGAGGCAGAAAACUCUCCUAGAAUGCACUGCAGUGCAGAAGGAGAAUGGUUAGUGCCUAUUGGAAAGUGCAUCUGCAAAGCCGGCUACCAGCAAAAAGGAGACACUUGUGAACCCUGUGGCCGUGGAUUCUACAAAUCUUCCUCCCAAGAUCUUCAGUGUUCUCGCUGUCCAAGUCACAGUUUUUCUGACAAAGAAGGAUCCUCACGAUGUGAUUGUGAAGAUGGGUAUUACAGAGCUAUUUCUGAUCCACCAUAUGUCGCUUGCACAAGACCUCCAUCUGCACCACAGAACCUCAUUUUCAACAUCAACCAAACCACAGUGAGCUUGGAGUGGAGUCCUCCUGCUGACAAUGGGGGAAGAAAUGAUGUCACCUACCGAGUUUUGUGUAAACGGUGCAGUUGGGAACAAGGUGAAUGUGUACCCUGUGGGAGUAACAUUGGGUACAUGCCCCAGCAAACUGGAUUAGCAGAUAACUAUGUCACUGUCAUGGACUUGUUAGCCCAUGCCAAUUAUACUUUUGAAGUUGAAGCUGUCAAUGGAGUUUCAGAUUUAAGCCGUUCCCAGAGGCUUUUUGCUGCUGUCAGUAUCACCACUGGUCAAGCAGCUCCCUCGCAAGUUAGUGGAGUAAUGAAGGAGAGAGUGCUGCAGCGGAGCGUCGAGCUUUCCUGGCAGGAGCCAGAGCAUCCCAAUGGAGUCAUCACUGAAUAUGAAAUCAAGUAUUACGAGAAAGAUCAAAGGGAACGAACCUAUUCAACAGUAAAAACCAAGUCCACUUCAGCCUCCAUUAAUAACCUGAAACCAGGAACAGUGUAUGUUUUCCAGAUUCGUGCUUUCACUGCUGCUGGUUAUGGAAAUUACAGUCCCAGGCUUGAUGUUGCUACACUAGAGGAAGCUACAGGUAAAAUGUUUGAAGCCACGGCUGUGUCCAGUGAACAGAAUCCUGUAAUUAUCAUAGCUGUGGUUGCUGUGGCAGGAACCAUCAUUCUGGUCUUCAUGGUAUUUGGUUUCAUCAUUGGAAGAAGGCACUGUGGUUAUAGCAAAGCUGACCAAGAAGGAGAUGAAGAGCUUUACUUUCAUUUUAAAUUUCCAGGCACCAAAACCUACAUUGACCCUGAAACCUAUGAGGACCCAAAUAGAGCUGUCCAUCAAUUCGCCAAGGAGCUAGAUGCCUCUUGUAUUAAAAUUGAGCGUGUGAUUGGCGCAGGAGAGUUUGGAGAAGUCUGCAGUGGCCGCUUGAAACUCCCAGGGAAGAGAGAUGUUGCGGUAGCGAUAAAGACCCUGAAAGUUGGUUAUACAGAAAAACAAAGACGAGAUUUUUUAUGUGAGGCAAGCAUCAUGGGGCAGUUUGACCACCCUAAUGUUGUUCAUUUAGAAGGGGUUGUCACAAGGGGGAAACCAGUCAUGAUUGUAAUAGAAUAUAUGGAAAAUGGAGCUCUCGAUGCAUUUCUUAGGAAACAUGAUGGACAAUUUACAGUUAUUCAGCUUGUAGGGAUGCUGAGAGGGAUUGCUGCUGGAAUGAGAUAUUUGGCCGAUAUGGGAUAUGUUCACCGGGAUCUUGCAGCCCGUAAUAUCCUUGUCAACAGUAAUCUUGUUUGCAAAGUGUCAGAUUUUGGGCUGUCCCGAGUUAUAGAAGAUGAUCCAGAAGCUGUCUAUACAACUACUGGUGGGAAAAUCCCAGUAAGAUGGACAGCCCCAGAAGCUAUCCAGUACCGGAAAUUUACAUCUGCCAGUGAUGUAUGGAGUUAUGGAAUAGUCAUGUGGGAAGUAAUGUCUUACGGAGAACGGCCUUAUUGGGAUAUGUCAAAUCAAGAUGUUAUAAAAGCAAUUGAAGAAGGUUAUCGUUUGCCAGCACCCAUGGACUGCCCAGCUGGUCUCCAUCAGCUAAUGCUGGAUUGUUGGCAGAAGGAUCGUGCUGAAAGGCCAAAGUUUGAACAGAUAGUUGGAAUUCUGGAUAAAAUGAUCAGAAACCCAAAUAGCUUGAAAACACCCCUGGGAACCUGUAGCAGGCCAAUUAGUCCUCUUCUGGAUCAGAAUACUCCUGACUUCACUACCUUCUGUUCUGUGGGAGAAUGGUUACAAGCAAUCAAGAUGGAAAGAUAUAAGGAUAAUUUCACAGCAGCCGGCUACAACUCUCUUGAAUCAGUGGCCAGAAUGACUAUUGAGGAUGUGAUGAGUUUAGGGAUCACAUUGGUUGGUCAUCAAAAGAAAAUCAUGAGCAGCAUUCAGACUAUGAGAGCACAAAUGCUACAUUUACAUGGCACUGGCAUCCAAGUGUGAUAGACAAAAUUUCUCCCUUAUGAGGGAGGUGACAGACUGUGAGAGAACAGUACUGGCCUUCAUUAUAGGCGAGGAGUGCUGCUAGAAGACACUUGAUUUGCUGGUUCCUUCCUGCAGUAAACAGAUCUACAAGAAGCACCUAAAGACUUGAACUCCUAAGUGCCACCAGAAUUCACAAAAAGGGAAUAUGGAUCCACCACUGGUGGCCAGGAAAACAGCAGUGACAAUAAACAAAGUACUACCUGAAAAAAACAUCCAAACACCUUGAGCUCUCUAACCUCCUUUUUAUCUUAUAGACUUUUUAAAAUGUAUAUAAAAAUUUAAGAAAGAAUAUAUUUGUCAAAUAAAAUCAUGAUCUUAUUGUUAAAUUCAAAAUAUUUUCCUUAAAUAUGUGAUUUCGGAAUCUUUUUUUAAAAUCAUUUUUGUUUAUUCUUCAUAAGGACUUUGUUUUAGUAAGUUGUUUAUAGCUUUGGAUCUUUUUAGUGUUAAUUCUGUGACACAUUACUACACUGGGUACCUUUGAAGGAAUCUCAAGUUGUUAGAAACAUAGAAAGCAUGAUUGAAAAUGUAUUUCCGUCGGAACAUUGGUAUUUUUUUCUGUGCCAUUUUCUUCUGUUAAAUCAGUGCUGUUCUGACAUGGUUUGCUAAUUGGCAGGUCAUCAAGAAAAUGCAAGUUGCCAAGAGCUCUGAUAUUUUUAGAAUACUUUUUUGUAAAAAUCAGACACUAUCUUUUCAAUGAAAAUUUAAAAGCAAUAAUGACCCCUAAAUAGUAUAAGGCACUUUUAAAAAAGUUAUUUGUAGGAUGAUUUUACUAGACAUAAUUUAAUAAGAAAGCUCAAAUUGUAGAUCCACAACUUUAAACAAAAAGGGGAAAAAAGAAAAAAAAAAAAAAAAGGAUGAAGCACUUCCUGUAAUGAACAUGUAUGUAGACAUGUCUCA